Messenger RNA from Myotis davidii, 1524 nucleotides. Its product is annotated as DNA repair protein RAD51 homolog 4-like. Gene Ontology annotation, biological process: telomere maintenance; reciprocal meiotic recombination; double-strand break repair via homologous recombination. Gene Ontology annotation, molecular function: ATP binding; ATP-dependent DNA damage sensor activity; ATP hydrolysis activity. NCBI's taxonomy places the organism in Eukaryota, Metazoa, Chordata, Mammalia, Chiroptera, Vespertilionidae. The record is from RefSeq and is a predicted model, not a curated record. Gene Ontology annotation, cellular component: replication fork; centrosome; Rad51B-Rad51C-Rad51D-XRCC2 complex.
CUCCGCAGCCUGGAAGCCGGAAGAGGCGGUGCGGCCCGGGCUGGUGGGCCCAGGCGCGGGAGACCGGCACUCUCAGAGCUGUCCAUCCGGGCUUGGGAGAGGGUGCCGCGGGCGUCUGGAGAGGGCGGCGCCGGGCCCCAGCGAACAUGGGUGUGCUCAGGGCCGGGCUCUGCCCAGGCCUCACCCAGGACAUGGUCCAGCUCCUGAGGAGCCACGGGAUCAAGACAGUGGUGGACCUGGCUUCCGCGGACCUGGCUUCUGCAGACCUGGAAGAAGUCGCGCAGAAGUGUGGCUUGUCUUACAAGGCCUUGGUUGCCCUGAGGCGGGUGCUGCUGGCUCAGUUCUCAGCCUUCCCCUGCAAUGGCGCCGAUCUCUAGGAGGAACUGAAGUCCGCCACUGCCAUCCUGUCCACUGGCAUUGGAAGCCUAGACAAACUGCUCGAUGCUGGUCUCUAUACUGGAGAAGUGACUGAAAUCGUAGGAUCCCCAGGUAGCGGCAAAAUCCAGGUAUGUCUUUGUGUGGCUGCAAAUGUGGCCCAUGGCCUGCAGCAGAACGUCCUAUAUGUUGAUUCCAAUGGAGGGCUGACAGACUCCCACAUCCUCCAGCUACUUCAGGCCAGAACCCCAGAUGAGGAAGAGCAGGCAGGAGCCCUCCAGAGGAUCCAGGUGGUGCGUGCCUUUGACAUCUUCCAGAUGCUGGAUGUGCUGCAGGGUCUCCGAGGUGCUGUGGCCCAGCAGGUGAGCCAUUCUUCAGGAACUGUGAAGGUGGUCAUUGUGGAUUCCGUCACCGCCGUGGUCUCCCCACUUCUGGGAGGUCAGCAGAGGGAAGGCUUGGCCUUGAUGAUGCAGCUGGCCUUGGAGCUGAAGACCCUGGCCCGGGACCUUGGUGUGGCUGUGGUGGUGACCAACCACAUGACCCGAGACAGGGACAGCGAGAAGCUUAAACCUGCCUUGGGUCGCUCCUGUAGCUUCGUGCCCAGCACCCGGAUUGUCCUGGCCAUCGGUGAAGGAGCAGGAGCACCAGGCAGUCAGUGCACGGCAUGUCUGACUAAAUCUCCCUGUCUGCCAACAGGUUCCCAGGAGACGGUAGACAUUGGGACCUGGGGGGCUCUCGAGCAGAGCUCACUGUUACAGGGAGAGCAGACAUGACUGUGCUGUUGAUUGGGAAGGGAGAGGCCUCGAGGCCCCUGACUCUCCUGUGCAGGAACGCCUGCUGUUCACUGCCAGCCAGCUCUUGGGAUGCAGGACACACUCUCUGGCCCGGCAGAAGGGAAUCUCAGAUUCCUCAUUUUGUUCUCUCUGUGGAAACAUAUAGAGGAUGGCAAGAGGCUGUAGUGGAGGACCCAGAAAUUCAUGCUGGAACCAAGUUUUCUUCCCUGAUUUCUACCAUGCGUGUGUCUACUGGAGCCAAGUUCAUUCACCCUGGAUGGGGCAUCUCUGAAGAGGCACGCUAGUGACUGGAUGGUAACCCCACGCAUCAUCAUCGUGCCUGCCCUCCAUCCAAUACAGUGACUGAACCAUGAAA